Molecule: messenger RNA, 1581 nt
Organism: Clavispora lusitaniae ATCC 42720
Lineage: Eukaryota; Fungi; Ascomycota; Pichiomycetes; Serinales; Metschnikowiaceae
Product: Hnm1p
Biological process (GO): transmembrane transport
Cellular component (GO): membrane
Molecular function (GO): transmembrane transporter activity
Source: RefSeq, a predicted model, not a curated record
AUGAGCGACUCACUCGAGAAAAAAAAUGAUGUUUCUCUUUCCGUGUUCAAUAGCGACCAGGAAAAAUGUGCCUCUUCUGACAGCUCCAGCCAACAUAAAGGUGAACUUAAAAGAACAUUCUCUGUUUGGUCUGUGUUAGGUAUUGGUUUUGGUUUGACAAACUCUUGGUUUGGUAUUUCUGCUUCGUUAAUUACAGGCAUUCAGUCAGGUGGUCCUCUUUUGAUUGUGUACGGUAUUAUCAUCAUUGCUUUCAUAUCAUACUGUGUCGGAAUUACACUUUCUGAGCUUUCUAGUGCUAUUCCUUCUGCUGGAGGUCAAUAUGUAUGGACUCGUGUUUUGUCUCCAAGAAAAUAUUCCAGUUUUUUGGCAUACAUCUGUGGCUCUUUGGCAUGGGCAGGAUCUUUGUUCACAUCAGCUUCGAUGGCCUUGAGUAUGGCCCAGACAGUUUUAGGUUUCUGGAACUUGACGCAUCCAAACCAUGUUACAAAGCCGUGGCAGCUUUUUGUCACAUACCAGUUGAUCAACGUCUUCUUGUUCAUUUUUAACUGCUAUGGUAAGUUUUUGCCAUUCAUCGCCAAUGGCGCAUUGUACGUUUCGUUAUUUUCCUUCACUGUUAUUACCAUCACCGUUUUGACCUGUGCUCGGAAUCAUUUCAACACUGCAGACUUUGUUUUCGUCACAUUUGAAAACAACACGGGAUGGAAGUCUGCUGGUAUUGCCUUUAUCGUGGGUUUGGUUAAUCCUAACUGGAGUUUUUCUUGUCUUGAUUCGGCCUCGCAUUUGGCGGAAGAGGUGCAUGGCGCCGACAGGGUGAUUCCAAUUGCCAUCAUUGGUACGGUCACCAUCGGCUUGCUCACCUCUUUGCCAUAUGCCAUUUCGAUGUUUUUCAGCAUCAGAAACUUGGAUGAUAUCAUUAACAAAGGUACUGGUCUUCCGAUUUUGGACAUUUACUACCAGGCUUUAAACAAUAAGGCCGGUGCACUUUGCUUGGGUCUGUUAAUUUUCAUCACAGGCUGUGGCUGUACCAUCUCAUCGCAUACAUGGCAAGCAAGAUUGUGCUGGUCUUUUUCUAGAGACAACGGUUUGCCAUUCUCCAAAUACUUGUCGAUCAUUGAUCCUAACCUCGGUGUUCCAUUUAAUGCCCACUUGUUCUCCUCUGUGAUUGUGGCCAUCUUGGGUGCUUUAUACUUGGUUUCCAGUACUGCUUUCAAUUCAAUGGUUGUUGGCUGCAUUACUUUCCUUUUGUUGAGUUACACUGUUCCUACAUUGUGCUUAUUGUACAGGGGCCGUCUGAACAUCAAACAUGGAUGUUUCUGGUUAGGCAAAGUUGGUCUUUUUGCAAACAUCAUCACUAUAUGUUGGACUAUUUUUGCCGUUGUUUUCUUUUCUUUCCCUACUUUCAUGCCUGUCACAGCAGGAAGUAUGAACUACGUUUCCGUAGUUUAUGCAGUUUACUUUGUUCUAGCUAUGGGUUACUGGUUCUUCCCAAUCAAAAAGUAUUCUUGCAGAGAGCAUUUCGCGGGUGGCCUCGGGAACAACGAGGAAGAAGAAUUCCCCGAUGUUUGCCUUCAAAAAUUAUAA